Messenger RNA from Naegleria fowleri, 2472 nucleotides. RefSeq lists its product as uncharacterized. The transcript has a single exon. NCBI's taxonomy places the organism in Eukaryota, Heterolobosea, Eutetramitea, Acrasida, Naegleriidae. The coding region runs from base 1 to 2472 and encodes 823 amino acids. The record is from RefSeq and is a predicted model, not a curated record.
AUGGCAACCAAUCAAGAUGAUCAUGACCACCACCACCAUUCACAUGAUUCACCACGACCACCAUCACCACCAUCAACAACAACAACCAAUGGUCAUGAGAAAUUUCAAUCCUUUCCAUCUUCCAAUUCAUCAACAACAGUAAAUACUUCCUCAUCUGGGGUCUCUUCCCUCCUGAAUCAUUCUUCUCGGCAUCCCCAUGAUGACCAUUCAUCAUCUUUUGUUUCGGAACAUUUUAUUAUCAAACCUUCUACACAACAGGAAGGAAAUCCAUCAACGGAUCAUCAUGGAUUAUUGGAGGAAGAAGAUCAUUUUUCAAGACAAGACACUUUCAGUGAUUUUCUUUUGAACAAGGAUCAAGAACGUUCAUCAUUCACAACUUUUACAAAUUUAAAUUCGGAAUCUAAGAAUUCUGAUACGAUUACUCGAGUUGUAAAUAAUCCUUCUCCUCAUUGUGAUGGUGUGAAUGGCUCACAAAAGAUGACUACUCUACCACAAAAUUUAUCGUCACCAUCAUCCUCAGGCGUGAUAGAUAUUGAUCGAAAUAAUUAUUUAAAUCAUCAUUGUCACUCUACUUUAAAGCAACUAAUUGAAAUUUUUCUUGCAAGUACUCGUAAAGGAACAUUUAUUGGAGAUCAUAAAAUUCUUACUGUAUUUGGAGGAAUUAUUGGUAGUAUUGGAUUAUUUUCAAUAUUUGAAAAAUAUAACUUGUCACAAAGUGCACUCUACCACUUAACAUCCAAUGCUGCCAUUUACACAGCAUUUCCACUUGGAGGAGCAACUAUUUAUUUACUAAUUGAGGAUUUGUAUAUAUCAUUGAGAACUGUUAAUUUUGAUAUUGGAAAUUUGACAGAUUUGGAAACCAUCUCAGUGCUUGUGAAAGGUCACGCUGCACUCUGUGUUCUACUGUUACUCGUUGAUGACAUUGCACUGCAUAAAAAGAAGUUGUGGAAAGUCGAAAUUAACAACUUUGGACUCGCUCACAACUUGGAACUCAUUAAGGCAUGCUUUUACUUUACCAGUGCUUUUUUUUUAAUGAACAAGAUUGAGAUUAGCAAUCCUCACAUUAUUGAAAUAUUUUUACAGAAUGGAACAAAACUAAUACCAAUUUGUAGUUUAAUCAUUCUCGGCUUGAGGAGUACUGGAUAUUAUUUAAACGACCCUGCUCUCUCAAAUAUUCUCUCCAAGCUCUAUUACUACUGUCUAUUAAUAUUGGGAAUAUUGGGCAUUAUUUCAGGUUUUGGUUUUUUAACCAUGGAAACCAAUCGUUUUUAUGAACUCAUCCCCGUAUUGAGCAAGAGUUUUUGUGAGGAUCAUUCUCUCGUUGCCAACACUUUUCAAACAGUGAUAUCUUCGUUUGUGACACUUUUUGGUAUUGAAGCUAUUCAAAAACAUUCAGGUAUGAAUGAAAGAACAGCACAAAGUGUGAUCCAGUACAUUACAUCGACACAUUUUGGGUCCUUCCUACUUAGUUCAGGUCUCAUGUACUAUGGUGUCAAAGCUGUUCAGUUUUCAUAUCCAACACUUCCAAUUCAUAGCAUUCGAGAUAGUAAUGUAUUUUCUGAAUUAAUUUCCACAGCAAUUAAUUCACUUGGUCUUUUAUCCAUAAGUAGCGGAGUGACACUGUUUGGACAUGUUUUUGGUGUCGAAGGUUUUAAAGGAGUUUUGGAGUCAUCGACAUCUCUUAUUGGCGCAUUGGCAUUGUUUUUCUCUGGAAUUAGUAUUACCAAGCAUGAUGUUUCAAUUUAUAGAGCUGACUUGAGUUCAUUCAUUCAUUGGAAUGAUAAGGGAGACCUUUUCAGAGCAUUUCUCAAUCAUUUACCAAACUAUAAGGAUUCAUUGAGUGCAUUGGCUGCUUCUCUAUGCGCCUUAAAAGGAAUUUCUUUAAUUAUUGAAAGAAUUACUUCGAGAUCCUUUGCAAACUGGAUCUACCGAAUGGGAUAUAGUCUAUUAAUUUCCUCCAUUUGCUUUUAUUUUGGAUUCAAACUCUGUUAUGAUUUUUGGUCUCCCAAUGUGGAAGCUCUUUCCAUUCAAUCAUCCUUAGAUCCACUUGUGAAAUUAAUUGCAUGUUCAUUAAGCUCGAGUCUAUUAUUUGCUUCAGGACUUAAAUCAUUGGCAGACAUGAUUCAAGUGAGUGUUGUCGGAAUGGAAAGAAAAUCUUUGUUAUUCACUCCUCGAAAGAAGAAGAAUUGGAAUUUCUUAUCCUUCAUGGACAAGUGUAAAUAUUUCACAAAGAAAACUCUCAAACAAAUUCAUCAAACCACUUGCAAUGCCAUUGAAUAUGUUUUGGGGUGGACCUAUUUUGGAGUUUGUAAACCAAUACUGUAUCAUUCGAGAGCACAUCCUAUUACCACGCUUUCAGCAUUGGGAUUGUCGAUUGGAGUUUUUUCGUAUGUCAAUCGAUUACAGUUCAAUCAACAACAAUUACAACAUCAAAUUCAAAAUUUGGCCAAAAUCGGAAAGUUGAACAAGUGA